AGCUGAGGGAUCCGCAAUGUCUGUUGACAGCAGCGGCGGCGCCGCCGGUUCCGGGUUCGGCGCGGGGCGGGGGAUGUGAGUUCGAUGGAGCGGCCCGAGCGAGGCGAGCAGCCGCCGCAGCAGCAGCCCUGGGGGAGGCUCCGCCGCCUGGGCGCGGACGAGGGCGAGCCGCACGUCCUCCUGUGGAAGCGGGAGUGGACCAUCGGGCGGAGGAGAGGUUGUGACCUUUCGUUUCCCAGCAAUAAACUGGUCUCUGGAGACCACUGUAAACUUGUCGUGGAUGAAAAAUCUGGUCAGGUGACACUGGAAGAUACCAGCACCAAUGGAACAGUAAUUAAUAAGCUGAAGGUUGUUAAGAAGCAGACUUGUCCUUUACAGACUGGGGAUGUCAUCUAUUUGGUGUACAGGAAGAAUGAACCAGAACACAAUGUGGCAUACCUGUACGAAUCUUUAAAUGAAAGGCAAGGCAUGACACAGGAAUCCUUUGAAGCUAAUAAAGAAAAUGUGUUCCACAUGACCAAAGAUACCUCAGGUACAGGGCGAGGUGAUGGUGCCCAGGUCCCACCAUCGUCACCCCCAACUCAGGCGUGCUUUGAGGAACCACAGCCAUCAACGUCGACAUCGGACCUCUUCCCCACGGCCUCUACCUCUUCCAUGGAGCCUACUUCUGCAGGGCGAGAGCAUUCCUCCAGUUCCGGGUCCGGAGGUGCAGGCAUCUCCCUGGAAGGAUGUGGUCCAUUUGUGGCAAGCGAUGAAGUCUCCAGGGUGGCUUCAGUCCUCUCAGACAGAGAAGGCGCAUCCUUUUCUUUGCCAGAAUCCCAGGAUCAGGAGGACUUCGAGCCCAUUAAAAAGAAAAUGAAAGGAGAUGAGGAGCUCGACCUGAACCUGCAGCUGUUGGCCGCAGACCAGUGCAGAAACGUUCAGCCUGUCUGUGAGGAUGGCAGAGCUGCAGCCGUGAAGCCAGACAAGAUGGAGGAGACGCUCACGUGCAUCAUCUGCCAGGACCUGCUGCAUGACUGCGUGAGUUUGCAGCCCUGCAUGCACACCUUCUGUGCAGCCUGCUACUCCGGCUGGAUGGAGCGCUCAGCCCUGUGUCCCACCUGCCGCUGUCCCGUGGAGCGGAUCUGUAAAAACCACAUCCUCAACAACCUCGUGGAAGCAUACCUUAUCCAGCACCCAGACAAGAGUCGCAGUGAAGAAGAUGUGCGAAGUAUGGAUGCCAGGAAUAAAAUCACUCAAGACAUGCUGCAGCCCAAAGUCAGGAGGUCCUUCUCUGAUGAGGAAGGCAGUUCGGAGGACCUGCUGGAGCUGUCAGAUGUUGACAGUGAAUCCUCGGACAUUAGUCAGCCAUACAUCGUGUGCAGACAGUGUCCUGAGUACAGAAGGCAGGCGGUGCAGCCCCUUCCCUGCCCGGCACCUGGCACUGAACUGGGGGCCCCACAGGCCAUUGGAGACACACCAUCCACGUCCGCCAGCUUCACCACAGCCCAAGAUUAUGUGUGCCCUCUGCAAGGAAGCCACGCCAUAUGUACCUGCUGCUUCCAGCCCAUGCCCGACCGGAGAGCAGAGCGUGAGCAGGACCCCCGCGUUGCCCCUCAGCAGUGUGCCAUCUGCCUACAGCCCUUUUGCCACCUGUACUGGGGCUGCGCUCGGACUGGCUGCUUCGGCUGCUUGGCCCCGUUCUGUGAACUGAACCUGGGGGACAAGUGUCUGGAUGGGGUGCUGAGCAACAACAACUAUGAGUCAGACAUCCUGAAGAAUUAUCUGGCAGCAAGGGGUUUGACCUGGAAAGAUGUGUUGUCGGAAAGUCUCCUGGCUCUGCAGCGCGGGGUCUUUCUGCUGUCUGGUGUCUGCAUGAGGCCCUGUUUUCCAGAUGACAGGAUCACUGGGGACACUGUGCUGUGUUACUGUUGUGGCCUGCGCAGCUUCAGAGAGCUCACCUAUCAGUAUCGGCAGAACAUUCCUGCUUCUGAAUUGCCAGUGGCCGUAACAUCCCGUCCUGAUUGCUAUUGGGGCCGUAACUGCCGUACACAGGUGAAGGCUCACCACGCCAUGAAAUUCAAUCAUAUCUGUGAACAGACAAGGUUCAAGAACUAAGCAUCAGGAGAGGCGCUGAGAUAGCUGCAGGAUUGGAGCUGCAGUGACAGCUCGUUCUAAAAAAUACUGAAUACAAACACUUGAAGGGCAUUUUUACAGUUCCCCUGAAACGACGCUGGGGGUCUCUGGGCAGGUAUUCUGGUGUGACACUUCCCUCGCUGAGCUUUAUCUCCUGCAAGCGACUGAGAGGCCCUGGUGCCACAGCCGUCCUUCUGGGGAGCUCCAGGCAGGGCCACGAGCAGCAGAGAUGGAGGCGCUUCGUGCUGGGCACAGUCAUCCUCUUUCACUCAAGACGGUGGUAGUGCAGUAGUACAGGUUUGCCCUCGUACCUUGUCCAAAAUCUCUGUUCAGGAAAAGUUCCAUGGGAGCAAGGGGAAGGUUAUCGAAACCGUUCUGUUGAAGGAGAAGGGAGCCUACGUUUACAGCCUGCAGGAUGUACAGAGCAUUCUGCUGUCGGGGAGACCACAGCGAUUUAUAUAUUUUUUAUUUUAAUAGGUUUGGUGCUUAUCUUCUAAUAAGAUUUAAAUAUCACAAACUGUAGCACAAGUAAUAUAAUUUAUAAUUUACAAAUUGACUAAGUUGAGGAGUGGAUGGUAUUUGAAAGAAUAAGCAUAUGUUACUGUUUAUUAAAAAAAAAGUCUUCAAAUGUCCAAAACUGCUAACAUGAGUUGUGGACGCUGAGUUAGCAGCCCCUUGCUCAAGUGUGUCAGUUGAGGCACUGCUGUUUCUCAUGUAGGGCUGGCCCCGGGUCCUGGCUGUGGAGCAGAGGCGAGGGCCGGGAUGCACGGCUGCCUUCUUCCUGAUGGCCACAGCCACAUGCCCGCUUGUCCCUGUGGGGCAUGCCCUUGUCACGGGGACCCCACAGAGCAUGAGAGGGAGCUGGGGCCUUUGCUGCCACAUUAGGUUUGCCAUGUCAUCUGGAAUAAUACUUGAAACUUUGGGUUUUGUUAGGAAAAUCUUUUUAUCUGUCAUUGACAUCACCUGUUAUGUUUGUUUGCAAACUGGUAGCGUUUUUGCUUCUUCUCAGGAAUAACGAUUUUCAGCGAUUGUCUUGCUCUUGAUACAGACUGAGAAGCAGCGCUCUGUAUUUGUGGGAGAAUGUCCUCGUUCUGGAUUCUAAUAAACAAGCUGCGUUUGUUUCU
Messenger RNA from Lepus europaeus (European hare), 3239 nucleotides. RefSeq names its product checkpoint with forkhead and ring finger domains (gene CHFR). Gene Ontology annotation, cellular component: nucleus. The transcript is spliced from 18 exons. The coding region runs from base 85 to 2097 and encodes 670 amino acids. The record is from RefSeq and is a predicted model, not a curated record. Gene Ontology annotation, biological process: mitotic cell cycle checkpoint signaling; ubiquitin-dependent protein catabolic process; protein ubiquitination. Gene Ontology annotation, molecular function: ubiquitin-protein transferase activity; protein binding. NCBI's taxonomy places the organism in Eukaryota, Metazoa, Chordata, Mammalia, Lagomorpha, Leporidae.